AUGUGGCAACAAUUUACAGCAGGUCUAAUACUUUUUAUGCUGGCAACAGCUGGCGAGGCACAGGCAGCGGGCAAGCAUGUAGUUUGCUAUCAAGGCACCUGGUCUGUUUAUCGUCCUGGCGCGGGACAGUUUGGUGUUGAACAAAUCGAUCCGUUUCUCUGUACGCAUCUAGUGUACGCGUUUCUAGGCAUUAAAGAAACAGGCGAACUGCGCGUUAUAGAUCCGUAUCUCGACUUAGAGGAUAAUGGCGGACGCGGUAAUUUAAAAAAGUUCAAUGCACUCAAGCUGAAAAAUCCCACCUUGAAGACACUUGUAGCUGUUGGUGGCUGGAAUGAGGGCUCCAAGCGAUUCUCUCAGGUUGCUGCUGAUCCGGAGAAGCGUGCGCGUUUUAUUGAGGAUGUGGUGCAGUUUAUACAGCGACAUGGCUUCGAUGGCAUGGAUCUGGACUGGGAGUAUCCAAGCCUACGGCAUAGUUUGCCCGACAAUAAUGAUCGUGAAAAUUUUGUGACACUCUUAAAGGAGUUGAAGCAGGGCUUGGAACCAUUUAGUUAUAUGCUUAGCGCUGCUGUGGGCUCGGCGGAAUUUACGGCAAAGGCUGCUUAUAAUAUAAGCGCCAUGGCGCCUUAUUUGGAUUUGAUAAAUGUUAUGGCUUACGAUCUGCACGGUGCUUGGGAUGAGCUGGUGGGCAUCAAUGCGCCUUUGUAUGCUGGAGCUAAUGAUUUGACAGAAAAGCAGCAACAGCUGAAUGUGGCGGCAGUGGUCAAGUAUUGGCUGAGCCAGGGCGCGCCGCCUGAGAAACUGGUGCUCGGUGUGCCCUUCUAUGGACGCACUUUUACGCUCAGCGAUCCAGCGCAACAUGCGCCGGGUGCCAAUCAUUCUGGACGCGGCAUUGCUGGCAAAUUCUCACGCGAGCCAGGUGUCUUGGGCUACAAUGAGCUGUGCGUGCUGCUAAAAGAGGAACAACAGUGGACACAGGAGUGGGAGUCAGUGCAGCAGGUGCCUUAUGCCUACAAAGAGCGUCAAUGGGUGGGCUAUGAGAAUGCGCGCAGCUUAAAACUCAAAGCCGAAUUCGUGCUGGAGCAAAAGCUAGCGGGCAUUAUGAUCUGGUCGCUGGAAUCGGAUGAUUUUGCAGGCAGCUGUGGUGCGGGCAAAUAUCCAUUGCUCCAUGAGAUUAAUCGCGUGCUCUUCGGACAAGAAACGCCUACGGGCUUGCAGGCGCAGCAACAACAAUCGAUGGAAGACCAAGACUACAGCUGCAGCGCCGACGUCGGCUAUGUGCGUGACAGCCACAACUGCUCCAAGUUCUAUUACUGCAAUGACGGCAGCACCUACAACUUCGAGUGCCCCACAGGCCUGAGCUUUGAUCCCAACACCGAGAGCUGCAAUUAUUCCAAUGUUGUUAAGUGUUGAACGUGCCUAUGGCAAACAAAUUGUAGGAGGAAUCUAUAUACUAUGUACUUAUAUAUAUUAAUGAUCAGCAAGAGAAACAAAGUGCAUUUGCCUAGUCUAGAACUCGCUGCUUGGAAGUUAUUCAAACCAGAGCAUGUAUAAAAGUUGGUUACGUCC
Drosophila busckii is the source of this 1566-nucleotide messenger RNA. Its product is annotated as chitinase-3-like protein 1. Lineage: Eukaryota; Metazoa; Arthropoda; Insecta; Diptera; Drosophilidae. The transcript has 2 exons. Gene Ontology annotation, cellular component: extracellular region. Bases 1 to 1410 code for a protein of 469 amino acids. Gene Ontology annotation, molecular function: chitin binding; chitinase activity. The record is from RefSeq and is a predicted model, not a curated record. Gene Ontology annotation, biological process: chitin catabolic process; carbohydrate metabolic process.